CGCACGCACGCGGCAUUGCGCGGGAAAAGGCGGGCGUCAGUCGUAUCCGAUAUGUGCGCGCGCGCAGACGCACCACGUUACCGUUUGUAGGUUAGGAUUGGCGCGGUUUCGUCCAUCCGCCAGGUGCUUGCGACUAUACGCUCCCCCACUCUAGCAGCCCGCACUUCCUAUACUCCAUCUCGCUCCCUACCUGCACGCAACAGCUGUUUUCUCCGGAGAUUAGUCAGAUGUUUCUCGCGAACCAGUCGGAGCUCACCUGACGUUUUUAGUUGUACUAUGGCGGCUGGAGGACGUACGCCCAAGCAGAGGAGGAUCGAGAUGUCCGCGGCUCUCAGGAGACGAAGAGGAAGCUGCAAGUGCCUGUUCGGUGCACCCGACCGGGACGAGACCAAGCUACUGAUGGCGGAACAGUACGCCAGGGAGAGGAAACGGUUCAUCAGAAGAUUCAACUUUGACAUUGAGACACAAUGCGCGUAUAAAUCAGCCAAAUUGGAUUCCCCAGUGAAGUUUAGUGAGGAAGAUAAAGAAAACGCUGAAAGUCCAGUUAGGACUGCAGCAGCAAUUUUAAGUUGUGUUGCUAAUACAGACUUGAGGAUUAUGGGAUCUCCAUCAAGAAGAAGUGUUGGGAGCAAUAGUAAUUCACCAAGGACACCUCGCACACCCAGAACGCCUAGGGCUUCCCGGACACCCCGCACCCCGCGCACCCCCGCAUCUAGAAGACAGCUGCAAAUGACAGAUUAUUGGACAGCAAAGAAGCAUUCAGACGGGGCCAGUAGCGACAAAGAAAAUUAAAAUUUAUACGUAUACAUAUCUAUAAAUUAUUUAAUUAUAAGCUAAGUAGUGCGUAGUAUAUAUAAAAAAUUAUCUUCCUGUUUGCUUGUUGGAAAAAAUACUAAAUAUUUUUUUGAGUUGGUUAAUGUUUUUGCCCCUUUUUCGAUUUUUAAUCUACUAAUAAUGCAAUGUAACUAAAAAAGAGAUACCACCUCUUUCCAUGGAUCUCUGUCGUAGGAGGCGACUAUUAAAAUUGUCAAUUUAGACAAAAUGUCACAUGCUAAGUUUCGUUUGGUAAGCAUUAAUAUUGAUCUCAAUUUUAUUCGACCAAAUGAAAUUUAUACCAAAAGCAAUUUAGCUUAACGAUAAAAUUAAAAUUUUGGAAAACAAAUGUAUAGUUUUAGAGGCUACAAAAUUUUACUUAAUUCAGCUCACGGGAACUUCUUUUAGAUUUAAGUACACAGAUUCCAAAGGAAUCGUAUUGUUAAUUAAAUUUACGGUACGCGGGUGCUUCUGUAUAGAAAUUUUUAAAUUUUUGUAGGUAUAAUUUUGAUUUUAUUAUUAUUUAAACUUACCUUAUUAGUAUUUCUGACCCCUAGAUUGAUACAGAUUUUCGCUUCCAUGGUAAUUUACAAUGCUUUUUUAGUACUAAUAUUUUUUGCCUUUCAACGAAAUUUGUUUAGUGAUUUUUGUCUAUGUCAGUGUAUAUUUUUAAAAGUUUUUUUUUAUAAAUUUCAAAAGUAAAUUGCUUGAAAUUAAACUUUGUAAGUAAAUUAAGUAAAAAGGCGAUAUGAAAAAAUAAACUUCCAAAUGCAUGUCAAAAGCAUGUUGCCGUAUAAAAAAUGCAAUAUUUUAUGAAGUAGGUACCUAUAUUUUUAAGGAAUGUACAUUUUUUUUAAUAUUUAUUAUUAUUUUCACUGUCAUUCUUAAAUGUCCUUCAGAAAGUGGAACGUCUACUUUUCAUUGUAUUUUUACAUUCUUAAUUUGUUAGUUCCUUUGUAAAUGAAAAAUAAUGGGAUAGUCAUUUAAAUAUUCCGUUAAGUAUUUUCAUGCAAAUCCCUUUUAUUUUUUUAAUAUGGAACAGGUUUUAAAUUAAAAUUAGCCUUUUCAAUUCGCGUUUUCAUUGUAAUAAUUUGUUAAUUUGAAUAUGUGAUUUUUUAUUUCUAAUUUAAAUAAAAAUUCACAUCAUAUAAUUAGCAAAUUCUCAACAUAUAUAUAUGUACACAAAAAUUGUAAUAUUGAAAAUAGGUGCUUAUUUUACAUUUAAAUUAUUGGCAGCAAAUACAGGAGAAUAUUGAGGUAAUUUUUUACAAAGCAUUUUAAAGAACGUCCUAUGUAUUUACAAGAACGACUACACUUACACCAUUUACUUAUUUCAUCUAAUUUCUUUAAUUACUUGAAAUGAGUAGAAAAUAUUUUUUACUGCUACUUAUGUUAACUUUUAAGUAUUAUAUUAUUAUAUGAAAUGUGUUUUUGAAAAACACAACGUCCUGUUUAUUUAGACUAAUGAACAAUUACGCUUUUUGUAAAUUUAGAGUUAAUAAAAUUAUGUAAUUUAA
Amyelois transitella is the source of this 2330-nucleotide messenger RNA. RefSeq lists its product as uncharacterized. NCBI's taxonomy places the organism in Eukaryota, Metazoa, Arthropoda, Insecta, Lepidoptera, Pyralidae. Bases 277 to 792 code for a protein of 171 amino acids. Gene Ontology annotation, cellular component: nucleus. Gene Ontology annotation, biological process: regulation of cell cycle. The transcript is spliced from 2 exons. The record is from RefSeq and is a predicted model, not a curated record. Gene Ontology annotation, molecular function: cyclin-dependent protein serine/threonine kinase inhibitor activity.